Molecule: messenger RNA, 3516 nt
Organism: Carassius gibelio (silver crucian carp)
Lineage: Eukaryota; Metazoa; Chordata; Actinopteri; Cypriniformes; Cyprinidae
Product: interferon-induced transmembrane protein 2-like
Exons: 3
Coding region: 255-725 (156 amino acids)
Cellular component (GO): membrane
Source: RefSeq, a predicted model, not a curated record
AGAAUUUGAGACAUACAGAAUUACCAUAGGCCCAUUAGAAUCAACAAUCUUUGCCAAAAUGGAUCCACACUGCAAAACUUAUGAAGAUGUUUGCAUACUGAAGAAGAGUGCUUGGACAAAUAAUUAAACCAUCUUGGUGCCCACUACACAGCCCCCAUUCGCUGGCUACUUUCAUCAGCACACAAAAGACUGAACCAGUCUGCUGCGGAUCACAAGGCAAAGCAAGUUACAAUCAAAAUCCAAUAAACCGAACAAUGGAUCUCAGUCAGUUUUCCAGUCAGCCUCCAGAAGCCUACAAUUCAUCUAAGAAAUCAGGGAUGCCAGCAGCGCCACCACCAGCAUACCAGCACAAUCCUGCUGGAUAUCCUCCCACCUCUCUGAAUCAGCCGGUCAACCAGGGCCCGUACACCCAGGGGCCAUAUCCAGGACAGCCUGCGGUCACUGUACAGCCUGUUGUUUUUGUGACCGCCGCUCCACUGGCCAAUCCAGUGCCAGAUUACCUGGCCUAUUCCAUCUUCACCAUGCUGUGCUGCUGCUUUCCUCUGGGCGUUGCUGCGCUGAUUUACUCCAUCUCUACUCGAGAUGCCAACUUCUUAGGACAGCGAGAAUUAGCAGAGAAGAACUCCAAAAUGGCACGUAACCUGAAUCACACCAGCAUUGGUAUUGUCCUGGCUGGCGUUGUAUUGUUGAUUAUCAUCCAGAUUGUGAUUUGGGCUUCUAUAUAAAAGCUGUUAGAGCUGAGAUGGUUGGAUGCAGAUUACAAACACAUUUGUUUUUCUGUAUUUUAAAUGUUACUUGCUCAAUUUAUCAUUACUCUAUGCAUUAAGGCUGAUUGUUAUAUGUUUAAACCAAUGAAAGCUACCACACAGCUUUCAGUUGUCUUUCCUUCGGUAAUGCAUUGUUCAAACGUUUUGCUUAUGUUACAUAUCUUGUGUGACGCUAUGCUAAUUAUAUAUAUCGCAUACAACUUAGCAUACAUGUGUAUUUAGGUAAUAUGUACACAAUAUGAUUUGAGUUAUUACAUACAGUACCUGCCACAUUUUAAGAAAUUAAUGUCAUCAGCAAAAAUACUACAAAGCAGGGCAGGUUCCUGGCAUGGGUCGAGCCCACCUAAAUGACUGUCUUGCCAAACCCAGUCAGAAUUAGAUAAAGAUUACAUUAUUCUUUUUUUUGUGUGUUUGUGUGCAUAGAUUAAAAUUAAUCUAAAGCCAACUGUAUUUUUUAUAAAUUUAAGCUAUAGCUUGGGACUGCCCAAACAAUCAUAAAAUAACUCCAGAAAAUUACAGCAUAUUUAUUUUAUUAGCUGAAUAUAAGGUGGGCUGAAUACAUGCAGGGGCUUUAGUCUGUUGCAGAAAAGCGGAGGCUGACAAUGAGUGAAAACGGGCAGUAAUAUUUGUGUGCUAUCACAGGGAGUUUGCAAGUUAUGAGGAGUUUAAUACACAAAUAUGUAUCAUAGCCUACCACUGAAAUUACCUGAGCAGUUUUAAAUUCUAAAAGAAAACAAAAUAUCAUUCAAUAACGUGCAUUCACUACAUGGAAAGGGCACAAGCAUAUACUGUACACUGAACAAAAUUAUAAACGCAACACUUUUGUUUUUGCCCCCAAUUUUUCAUGACUUAGGCUCAAAGAUCUAAGACUUUUUCUAAAUACAAAAAAGGCCUAUUUCGAAAAUUGUUCAUGAAUCGGUCCAAUCUGUGUUAGUGAGCACUUCUCCUUUGCCGAGAUAAUCCAUCCACCUCACAGGUGUGGCAUAUCAAGAUAAUGAUUAGACAUAUGAUUAUUGCACAUAUGUGCCUUAGGCUGGCCACAAUAAAUAAAAGGCCACUCUAAAAUGUGUAGAUUUAUCACACAGCACAAUGUCAAACACAGGGCACUCCCGGGAGCAAAUUAAUGAAUUAAUGACUCACAACUGGGAACGAAUACACAUGAUGAAUUCAGGCAAAGGAAGGACCAAAUAAGGAAACAGGAACAUACAUGUGUAACUAUAGAUUUUAAUAUUAGGUAUAUUACUUUUUUAUUUUAAAUCUAAAUAUAGUAUAACAGUUGCAAAGGCAAUAUUUCUCAUUUUAAUUUAGUUAACAUUGUAUAUUAAAAUAAAUACUUAAAGUGAAAUAAAAAUGAAUAAAGACAUAAAAAAACAAAACCUACUAAAAAUUCAAAUGAAAAUAGAAAUUAUAUAAUGGUCACUUAGUGAUACUAAAAUAACACAGCUUGGAAGUCAAAACCAGUUGGUUUUAAUUAAGCGCCAAUGAGAAGUAACAAAUGCCGAAGUGUGUAGGAGAGAGAAACACAAAUUAGUCACAAAUUAGAAGUACAAAAAGAUUUUUUUUUUUUUUAAUAUAAAUAUUUAUAAUUGUUUUAUAUAAAGUCAUCUGAAAGACAGAAGUCAUAUACCUAGGAUGCCUUGAGUGUAUAUAAUGGGCUAAUUUUCAUUUUCUGACUGAACUAACCCUUUAAAUAUAGAGGUAAGAUUGAAGAAGCUAAAAAUUUAAUAAAAACUGUUUUAUGAGAGAAACGAUCUACAGUAAUAUAAAGGGUAACACUUUAGAAUAAGGUUCCAUUAGUUAAUGUUAGUUAAUGUAUUAAUUAACAUGAACAAACAAUGAAUAAUACAUUUAUUACUGUAUUUAUUCAUCUUCGUUAAUGUUAGUUAAUGAAAAUACAGUUAUUCAUUGUUAGUUCAUGGUAAUUCACAGUGCAUUAACUAAUGUUAACAAGCACAACUUUUGAUUUAAAUAAUGCAUUAGUAAAUGUUGAAAUUAACAUGAACUAAGACUUAUAAAUGCUGUAGAAGGAUAGUUCUUGCUUAGUUCAUGUUAACGAAAGUAGUUAACUAACAUUAACUAAUGGAACCUUAUUCUAAAGUGUUACCAUAUAAAGUGAGGCAAACCAUGACUUUUUUUAAUAGAAAAUAUGGUAUCAUUUACGUGAUUCAUGUAAUUUUCUAUAUUUUUUGGAAUACAAAUAUGAGGGCCAGAAAUACAUUAAAUGCUUCUCAACAAGAAUAAGACCUAGAAUCUCUUAAUUCAAUUCAUUUCUUUAAAAAAAUAUAUUUAAAAAAAAUACUUAAUUUAAAAGAAUGCCAGUGUCCUGAAAAUAGUUCCCUUCUCGGGAUGACCUACAUGGCUAAAACUGUCAGAGACAACAUGUCACAUUGUGUAAGGCAGAGAAAAACCUGUCGAAAUGGACUACCAUGACAAAUAUGUGAAAAAUUUGGGUAACACCUCUAGAGGGAGGAAAUAAAUGAGAGGCAGGACUAGCCCAUAACUGUAAUGCCCAUGCACUACAGAUCACCCUGCACUGUUAGUCUUACGAUGUUUCUCUUUGCACAUGUACAGUAUUAUGUGAAUCACUCAUAUAGAUUUUUUUAUGUAUAGGUAAACAUUUAUAUAAGUAUACUUAGUCAAAAUCUGCAGGUUAGUUUUUUACUUCAUUGUUGUAUGUCUGUAUUUAUGUAGCACCACUGUAUGUCCACACUUGUAGAGGAAUGACAAUAAAGCUCAACUUGAACUUGAA